Scylla paramamosain (green mud crab) is the source of this 939-nucleotide messenger RNA. Its product is annotated as piggyBac transposable element-derived protein 4-like. The record is from RefSeq and is a predicted model, not a curated record. The transcript has 3 exons. NCBI's taxonomy places the organism in Eukaryota, Metazoa, Arthropoda, Malacostraca, Decapoda, Portunidae. The coding region runs from base 1 to 939 and encodes 312 amino acids.
AUGUUUCCUUCAAGGAGGAGGAUUACUGAUGAUGAUAUACAGCUGAUUCUGAGUCAUGAUUUAGAUGAUGAGUUUAUGGAUGCUAUCAGCAGUGAUGCAGAAAGCGCAUCAGGGAGUGAUGAUGAUGAUGACACUGCUAGUGGAGAUGAUUCACAGCCUAAUAUUGUAGAGGAAGCAGAUGACAGUCUGUCCGAUGGUGAAGCUGGUGGCUAUGAUAACAGUGUUUCAGUUGGGUGGAUGAGUCAGUCUCCUGUUAGUAGAGAACAAUUGACUUUCACCAGAGACAUGGGUGUUAUAUCUAAUUACAUCCCAAAGGAAAACAUUAGCAGUGAUGAUUCAUUGCUGCUGUGGAAAGGAAGACUUAGUUGGAAGAGAUAUAUUCCACUGAAGAGGGCAAGGUUUGGCAUGGAGACUUACAUCCUAGCAGAGUCUGAAAGUGGGUAUGUAUGGGAUGUUUUGCCCUAUACAGGGAGAAGAACACAACAUGACUGCCAGAUACCAGGAUUAUCAGAUCAGGAUGUAACCAAGCUCAGUAUCACUCGCAAAGGUAUUAAAAAGUACUAUAAGAAGAUAUUUCUCAGACUUAUAGAAAUGACUCUGCAUAACUGUCAUAUAAUCUACAAGAGAAAUGAUGGCCAGAAAAAAACUCUUGACUUCAAGUUGCUCCUGAUUGAACAGAUAGUGCACACAUAUGGCAAAGAUGUGUAUUGGAUAAAGAAACCUACAAGUUCAGUGACUCUUGGGCCAUGCCCUACAAUACUGAGUGGAAGACAUUUUCCCAUAGAGACACUGUCAGCUGAAGGUGACACCACAAAGAAAGUUCAGAGGAUAUGUACCUACUGUGCAAUGCAAAAGAAAGUAAAGAGAAGUAUCUACAACUGUGAUAUAUGCCAAGUUUCCUUGUGCAUAACUCCUUGUUUUAAGCUGUACCACACAUAA